Molecule: messenger RNA, 3544 nt
Organism: Cornus florida
Lineage: Eukaryota; Viridiplantae; Streptophyta; Magnoliopsida; Cornales; Cornaceae
Product: 4-alpha-glucanotransferase DPE2
Exons: 23
Coding region: 406-3324 (972 amino acids)
Biological process (GO): carbohydrate metabolic process
Molecular function (GO): 4-alpha-glucanotransferase activity; starch binding
Source: RefSeq, a predicted model, not a curated record
ACACGGUAGAAUCAUACUUCGAAUCUCACACACACACAGUCUCUCAGCCCAACUGUCUUCUCUUUUUCAGUGAGUCAGCCCAUCCCUCUCCCGUGAAAGCGGCAUUCCUUUUCUCUUUCUUCACUCUCUCACAAAGACACUUUCUCUCACUAACGAUAUCACAUUUUUCUCUCCACCAUACAUACCCUCGAUAUCGUUUCUUUUGCCCCCAAAAAAUCUCUUGUAGAAUGUGAUAUCAAUUUUGUUUCUUCGACUCUUUUUUGUUUAUUCGAAACUAACGAAACCCCACUUUCAGAUUCCCCUAUUCUCUCUCCACAAUACGACUACUGCUCAUAAGCUAAUCAUUUUUCGUGCAAAAUUCGAUUUUCAGAAUCUUCAUCUGGGCCCGAUUCAUUUCUCGAAAAUAUGGUGAAUUUGGUAUUGUUUUCUGGGCAAAAAUCUAUGAAAUCAGUGAACGUGAGCUUCAGAAUACCUUAUUAUACCCACUGGGGCCAGAGCCUUCUUGUAUGCGGUUCGGAGCCUGUGCUUGGUUCUUGGAAUGUGAAAAAAGGAGUUUUGCUGAGCCCUUUUCACCAAGGUGAUGAGCUUAUAUGGUGUGGAAGUGUUGCUGUUCCAGCUGGGUUCGGAUGUGAAUACAGUUUCUAUGUGGUGGAUGAUGACAGAAAUGUCCUGAGAUCGGAGAUUGGGAAGAAGAGGAAACUGUGGCUACCUGAUGGGGUUCAGGAUGGGGAGGUGGUGGAGCUUCGUGAUCUUUGGCAGACUGGUUCUGAUGAUCUCCCCUUUAAAAGUGCAUUCAAAGAUGUCAUCUUUCGCAGAAGUUGGAGUUUGAAUUCAGAGAGAGCCCUUGGGAUCCUUCAAAAUAAGUUGGACCUGGAAGAUUCAGUCCUCGUUCAUUUCAAAAUUUGCUGCCCACAUAUUGAAGAUGAAACAUCGAUUUAUGUGAUUGGCAGCACGAUGAAGUUGGGCCAGUGGAAGGUUCAGGAUGGGCUUAAACUUAACUAUGCUGGUGACUCGAUUUGGCAAGCAGAUUGCGUGAUGCAGAAGGAAGAUUUUCCUAUAAAGUACAAGUACAGUAAAUACGGCAAGGCAGGAAACUUUUCUUUAGAGACUGGUCCAAAUAGGGAGCUCUUUGUUGACUUCUCAACCAGUCGACCAAGAUACAUUCUCCUUUCAGAUGGCAUGAUGAGAGAAAUGCCAUGGCGGGGUGCUGGUGUUGCGAUUCCUAUGUUCUCUGUUAGAUCAGAAGCAGAUCUAGGAGUUGGAGAGUUUCUUGACCUGAAGUUACUUGUAGACUGGGCUGUUGAGUCUGGGUUCCAUUUGGUUCAGCUUUUACCAAUCAAUGACACAUCCGUAAAUGGGAUGUGGUGGGAUUCCUAUCCGUACAGCUCUCUAUCUGUGUUUGCGUUACACCCAUUAUAUCUGAGAGUACAGUCACUUUCAGAAAAAAUUCCUGAGGAGAUCAAGCUAGAGAUUCAGAGGGCCAAAAAACAACUGGACGGCAAGAAUGUGGAUUAUGAGGCUACUUUGGCUGCAAAGCUAUCAAUUUCCAAGAAAAUCUUUGCUCUUGAGAAGGAUCUGAUACUAAAUUCGAGUUUCUUCCAGAAAUUUCUCUCUGAGAAUGAGGAUUGGUUGAAACCCUAUGCAGCAUUCUGCUUUUUGCGGGACUUUUUUGAAACAUCGGAUCACAGCCAAUGGGGUCGCUUUUCUUGUUAUUCAAGAACCAAGCUUGAGAAACUUGUCUCCAAAGACAGCUUACACUAUGAAACAAUUUUCUUUCACUAUUAUAUCCAGUUCCAUUUACAUAUACAAUUGUUGGAAGCUGCGGAGUAUGCAAGAAGGAAAGGAGUGGUGUUGAAAGGAGAUCUUCCCAUUGGUGUUGACAGAAAUAGUGUGGAUACCUGGGUCUACCCAAAUUUGUUUCGUAUGAACACUGCUACUGGUGCACCUCCAGAUUAUUUUGAUAAAAAUGGGCAGAAUUGGGGUUUCCCAACGUAUAAUUGGGAGGAAAUGUCAAAAGACAACUAUGCAUGGUGGCGUGCUCGUUUGACACAGAUGGCAAAAUACUUCACAGCUUACAGGAUAGAUCACAUAUUGGGUUUUUUUAGAAUCUGGGAGCUCCCAGAGCAUGCAAUGACAGGUCUAGUUGGGAAAUUCCGACCGUCCAUCCCUCUAAGUCAGGAAGAGCUUGAAAGGGAGGGUAUUUGGGACUUUGAUCGCUUGAGCCAUCCAUAUAUCCGGCAGGAUUUUUUAGAGGAAAAAUUUGGAGCUUCUUGGACUUUCAUAGCCUCCAACUUUAUGAAUGAAUAUCAAAAGCACCAUUAUGAGUUCAAAGAGGACUGCAACACAGAGAAAAAAAUUGCUUCAAAGCUGAAGUUGUGUGCAGAAAGGUCCUUAUUGUUGGAGAGUGAAGAUAAAAUACGGCGCAAUCUCUUUGAUCUUUUGCAGAAUAUAGUUCUCAUCCGAGAUCCAGAUGCUGCACAAAAAUUCUAUCCUCGUUUCAAUCUUGAAGAUACAUCGAGUUUCAAGGAUUUAGACGAUCACAGCAAAAAUGUUCUGAAAAGAUUAUACUACGAUUACUAUUUCCACCGGCAAGAAAGUCUAUGGCGUCAAAAUGCUCUCAGGACUCUGCCUGCCCUUUUGAACUCAUCAGACAUGCUGUCUUGUGGGGAAGAUCUAGGCCUCAUUCCUUCUUGUGUUCAUCCUGUUAUGCAAGAACUGGGAUUAAUAGGAUUACGCAUUCAACGUAUGCCAAGUGAACCUGAUUUGGAGUUUGGCAUUCCUUCCCAAUACAGCUACAUGACGGUAUGUGCUCCAUCAUGCCAUGACAGUUCAACCUUGCGUGCUUGGUGGGAAGAAGAUGAAGAAAGAAGACGUCGAUUUUUCAAAACUGUUGUCGGGUCUGACCAGUUGCCACCUAGCCAGUGUGUUCCUGAAAUUGUAAAUUUCAUCCUACGCCAGCAUGUUGAAGCUCCAUCAAUGUGGGCAAUUUUCCCCCUCCAGGAUUUGAUAGCAUUGAAAGAAGAAUACACGGCACGCCCUGCAGCAGAGGAGAUAAUCAAUGAUCCUACAAAUCCAAGGCACUAUUGGCGAUACCGUGCACACGUGACUUUGGAGUCUUUGCUGGAGGAUGCAGAACUUAAAACCGCCAUCAAAGAUCUUGUUCGCGGGAGUGGAAGGUCGUAUCCCCCUUCUGGAGAAGUCCAAGUGGGUCAAGAAAAAACCGGUGUAAUGCCAGACAAGCUGAAGGUUGCCAGUGGCCAGGAAGUGUUCUCUCUACCAGUCCACCUAAAGGGAAUUACUAAUGAAACUCUAGCAGUAUCUUAACUUCUUCUAUGCUUUUAUCAUCCAUUAUAUAACAGCUAAAGCUAUAUAGAGUUAAAUAAUUGUAUCACGGCAUAACAGUACAUUGGUUUUCGCUAAUGUCCCUGUUCAUGCUCUGAAGUAUAUUAUUUUGUUCCAACCCACGAGCAUAUCUGUAACGAAUAAAGUGAGUUCUCUCACACUUUGUUGAGCUUCCUUUAGUACAUCAUAAUUGUUGCCUUUA